Physeter macrocephalus (sperm whale) is the source of this 4175-nucleotide messenger RNA. RefSeq names its product alanyl aminopeptidase, membrane (gene ANPEP). Bases 655 to 4044 code for a protein of 1129 amino acids. The transcript has 21 exons. Gene Ontology annotation, molecular function: peptide binding; metalloaminopeptidase activity; zinc ion binding. NCBI's taxonomy places the organism in Eukaryota, Metazoa, Chordata, Mammalia, Artiodactyla, Physeteridae. Gene Ontology annotation, biological process: proteolysis; peptide catabolic process. Gene Ontology annotation, cellular component: plasma membrane; cytoplasm. The record is from RefSeq and is a predicted model, not a curated record.
ACUUAUUUCAUUCUUCUCAGUGAGCUUAUAAUUGAGGAAAAAGUUUUUGGCAGAAGGGAAAGGGAGGGGAACCUGGAAGAACUCCCUGCUCUGAAAGAAUGCAAGGGAGGCUGGGGCCAUGUCACUGAGGAGCCCUGGGCAUCCAUCCAUCCACAGGGGUGAACCAAUGUGUUCUCGACCCGAGCCAGAAACCAACUCUCCCUUUCUCUUCAUCUCCCACCUCCCUGCUCCUGGGAAGUCCUUCUAACCUCCUGGACCUAACCUCGAUCCUCCUGUUCCUGUGCCCAUUGUCUCAGCUUGCAGGCAGAUCCAAGCCACUUGGACGCUCCUUCUCCCCGCUGGGCACGAAGCCUGACGCCUGCCCUUCAGCCCUCGGUGGGCUCCCAGGAAGCCUGCAGCCUGUAACCGGACAGUUUGCUCCCAGCAGGUACCCCUGAGCUGCACUCCGCACACUGUUCCUGGAUCUCCUCUCUGAAACCUGGGCAGAGUGUGUUCCCACCCAGUCCGGUGACCUUUGCCUGUCUGAACCCUGGUUAAUUUUUGCCCAGUCUGCAGGCUGUGGGGCUCUUCCUCUUCAGGGAUAUAAGCCUGGACCGAGGCUGCCCUGUUCUCCACCUGUCCUGAGCCUCCCCAAGCUCCCUCUGCACCCUCACCAUGGCCAAAGGAUUCUACAUAUCCAAGGCCCUGGGCAUCCUGGGCAUCCUCCUGGGCAUGGCGGCCAUAGCCACCAUCAUCGCUCUGUCUGUGGUGUAUGCCCAGGAGAAGAACAAGAAUGCCGAGUGCGCCACCGUGGCCCUUACGAGCCCCGCGACCACCCUGACCACCACCAUCACCGCGGCCACCACCACCACCGCGACCACCACCACCAUCACCGCGGCCACCACCACCACCGCGACCACCACCAACAUCACCGCGGCCACCACCAUCACCGCGGCCACCACCUUGGACCAGAGCAAGCCAUGGAACCGAUACCGCCUACCCAUGACACUGUUGCCCGACUCCUACAAGGUGACACUGAAGCCCUACCUCACUCCCAAUGAGAAUGGCCUGUAUAUCUUCAAGGGCACAAGCAUCGUCCGCUUCAUCUGCAAGAACUCCACUGACGUCAUCAUCAUCCAUAGCAAGAAGCUCAACUACACCACAACCCAGGGGCACAUGGUGGCCCUGCGGGGCGUAGGGGCCUUCCAGGUCCCCGACAUCGACAGGACUGAGCUGGUAGAGCCCACGGAGUAUCUGGUGGUGCACCUCAAGGGCUUUCUGGAGGCAGGCAGAAUGUACGAGAUGGAGAGUGAAUUUCAGGGGGAGCUGGCCGACGACCUGGCAGGCUUCUACCGCAGCGAGUACAUGGAAGGCAACGUCAAAAAGGUGCUGGCCACGACACAGAUGCAGUCUACAGAUGCCCGGAAAUCCUUCCCGUGCUUUGACGAGCCGGCCAUGAAGGCCACAUUUAACAUCACCCUCAUCUACCCCAAGGGACUCACGGCCCUGUCCAACAUGCCGCCCAAAGGUCCCAGUGUCCUGCUUGAAGAAGACCCCAACUGGAGCGUCACUGAGUUCGAAACCACGCCUGUAAUGUCCACAUACCUUCUGGCCUACAUCGUGAGCGAGUUCACGAGCGUGGAGGCAAAGGCACCCAACAACGUCCAGGUCCGGAUCUGGGCUCGGCCUAAUGCAACUGCAGAGGGCCAUGGCAUUUAUGCCCUGAACGUGACAGGUCCCAUCCUAAACUUCUUUGCCAGUCAUUUUGAGACACUCUACCCACUCCCAAAAUCUGACCAGGUUGCCUUGCCCGACUUCAACGCCGGUGCCAUGGAGAACUGGGGGCUGGUGACCUACCGGGAGAACUCGCUGCUGUUUGACCCACAGGCCUCCUCCAGCAGCAACAAAGAGCGGGUUGUCACUGUGAUUGCUCACGAGCUGGCCCACCAGUGGUUUGGGAACUUGGUGACCCUGGCCUGGUGGAAUGAUCUUUGGCUGAACGAGGGCUUUGCCUCCUACGUGGAGUACCUGGGUGCUGACUAUGCCGAGCCCACCUGGAGUCUGAAAGACCUCAUGGUGCCGAACGAUUUGUACCCUGUGAUGGCUGUGGACGCGCUGGCCUCCUCCCACCCCCUGACCACCCCUGCCGAGGAGGUCAACACACCUGCCCAGAUCAGCGAGAUGUUUGACUCCAUCUCCUACAGCAAGGGAGCCUCGGUCAUCAGGAUGCUUUCUGAGUUCCUGACUGAGGACCUGUUCAGGAAGGGCCUGGCGUCCUACUUGCAUGCCUUUGCCUACCAGAACACCACCUACCUGGACCUGUGGGAACACCUGCAGAUGGCUGUAAACAAUCAGUCGACCAUCGUGCUUCCAGGCACCGUGCGUGCCAUCAUGGACCGCUGGACCCUGCAGAUGGGCUUCCCUGUCAUCACCGUGGACACCAAGACAGGGGGCAUCUCCCAGAAGCACUUCCUCCUUGACCCCGAGUCCAACGUCACCCGCCCCUCGGUGUUCAACUACCUGUGGAUUGUUCCCAUCUCAUCUAUCAAAAAUGGCACCCUGCAGGACCACUACUGGCUGCGGGGCGAAGCAAAAAACCAGAGUGAUCUGUUCAAAACCGAAGGGAAAGAUUGGGUCCUGCUAAACGUCAAUGUGACGGGCUAUUACCAGGUGAACUACGAUGAGGACAACUGGAGGAAGAUUCAGAAUGAGCUGCAGAUAAGACCAUUGACCAUCCCUGUCAUCAAUCGGGCACAGGUCAUCUACGACAGCUUCAACCUGGCCAGUGCCCGUAUAGUCCCUGUCACCCUGGCGCUGAACAACACCCUCUUCCUGAACAACGAGAGAGAGUACAUGCCCUGGCAGGCCGCCCUGAGCAGCCUGAGGUACUUCAAGCUCAUGUUCGACCGAUCCGAGGUCUACGGCCCCAUGAAGAAUUACCUCAGGAAUCAGGUUGAACCCCUCUUCCUAUAUUUUGAAAAUAUCACCAAAAACUGGACUAAGCGCCCAGAAAGCCUGAUGGACCAGUACAAUGAGAUUAAUGCCAUCAGCACUGCCUGCUCCAAUGGGCUGCCUAAGUGUGAGGAGCUGGCCAAGAACCUUUACAACCAGUGGAUGGAGAACCCUGAAAAUAACCCGAUCCACCCCAACCUGCGGUCCACCAUCUACUGCAACGCCAUCGCCCAGGGCGACCAGAAAGAGUGGGACUUCGCCUGGAGGCAGUUAAAACAAGCCCAACUGGUUAAUGAAGGUGACAAACUCCGCUCAGCGCUGGCCUGCACCAACCAGGUCUGGCUCCUGAACAGGUACCUGAGUUACACCCUGAACCCAGACCUCAUCCGGAAGCAGGAUGCCACCUCCACCAUUAACAGCAUUGCCAGCAACGUCCUGGGGCAAUCUCUGGCCUGGGACUUUGUCCAGAGCAACUGGAAGAAACUCUUUCAGGAUUAUGGCGGUGGUUCCUUCUCCUUCUCCAACCUCAUCCAGGCUGUGACCCGAAGAUUCUCCACUGAGUUCGAGCUGCAGCAGCUGGAGCAGUUCAAGAAGAAGAACAUGGAUGUAGGCUUCGGCUCAGGCACCCGGGCUCUGGAGCAAGCCCUGGAGAAGACCAAAGCCAACAUCAAUCCUGGACUUCAACCACCUGUUUCAACUUGGCUCAUGCUGUUUCUUCUGCCUACUCCUCUUGGCAAACUCCACACAUCCUUCAAUACUCAGUUCCAACAUCCUGCAACUCUCCCCUCUCCGAGUCAGAAACAAAAUGAAGUCACCACCACUGCGGCUCCCAAGCCUACAGCAGCCUUUGCUAAUGGAUCAUGGUGCCCUUUCCCCAAGAUCCUGGAGGUGCCUCUUAGUCUUGCUCAAGGCCACAUAAAUCAAUGCAGCAGGACUAAUGGAUCAGGUAACUCAAAAAUGCAACAGCACUGUCAACCCCAUCUCCCACCAGGCUGGCAUAUCCUCUCUGGUCCCAAAGUACCUUGUAUAAACCCCCAUCUUGACCUGGGCUCUGAUCAUUUCCUUCCCUGUAAUUUACCCCAUCAGUCAGGGCAUGUUUUCUCCGGCACCUAGUACUGGGUAUUGUGAGCUGAACUGUGUUCCCCCAAAACUCUUGGUAAAGUUCUAACCCCCAGUAUCUCAGAAUGUGAAUGUAUUUGGAGAUAGAGCCUGUAAAGAGGUACUUAGGGUAAAAUGACUUCAUG